Molecule: messenger RNA, 582 nt
Organism: Sordaria macrospora k-hell
Lineage: Eukaryota; Fungi; Ascomycota; Sordariomycetes; Sordariales; Sordariaceae
Source: RefSeq, a predicted model, not a curated record
AUGUCGCCAAGCACUACCUCCAUCCUCUUCCACAGCCACAGCCACAGCCACAGCCACCGCCACCACCACUUCCCGCCCGGCGCCUUCUCCGGCCGCCUGGAAAGACUUGGGCUGUUUCGUCGAGAACCCAUACGCCCCAUACGUCCUCGCGCAAAACAUGAACCCGAACCCGAACCCGAACCGCCGCCGACGCGCGGCCGGGGCGAUGCGAACCUGACGAUACGCAAAUGCAAGGAUACUUGCUAUCGCAACUCUUACAGCUACGCCGGCGUUGAGCAAGGCAACCAGUGCUGGUGCAGCGACUAUCUGAACGACGUGGAAGUUGGCAGAAGGUUUGGCGCAAGCCUUGCGCAAAACCAGUCCGACUGGAAAGUGCCCUGCAGCGGCGAGCCGACCGCUUUCUGCGGCGGAAAGGGGUUUGUCAACGCUUUCAUGGCUGAGGAUAACGACGAGAACGCCGUGUUGGAAACGCUGCCGCCACAGAUCACUUCUGCGGUCUCCACCAGCACCUUGAUUAGCGGUAGCAGUAGUAGUAGUACUAGCUCUGGGGCUAGAAGGAAUAUGGCUUUGUUCUGGCGAUAG